This is a messenger RNA of Aspergillus sclerotioniger CBS 115572, 513 nucleotides long. RefSeq lists its product as uncharacterized. Bases 1 to 513 code for a protein of 170 amino acids. The transcript has 4 exons. NCBI's taxonomy places the organism in Eukaryota, Fungi, Ascomycota, Eurotiomycetes, Eurotiales, Aspergillaceae. The record is from RefSeq and is a predicted model, not a curated record.
AUGGAGUUCAACGAUAUCGAGCCGGCCGAAAUCACCUUCCAAAAACAGCUUUUUUCAUCAAGUUUCUCCGUCAUAUUUCUCGUCACUAUUCGUAACAUGACCUGUGUUAUGAAGGUGCUCGACAUUCAAGUUCUGGAAUCUACUGCCUAUCGUCGAUUGAAGGCUUACGGGGUGUGUGAUCGUGGGCUGGUGCCGGACUUCUUCGGAUCAAUAAGGAAAUUUGACCCUGCCCCAUACCAACCGCAUUUGAAAAUCCUCAAAGAGAUACAUAGGGCACUUGUGCUGCACGAUGAUCCAAAACCCAGGAAUAUGAUGGUGGUUAAAGAUGACCCUGAGAGAGUGGUCUGGUUGGAUUUUGAUCGAGCAGAGACCUUUGAUGAGGACCUUGUCACUGAUGAGGAGAGACAAUACUUGGAUGAAGAAACAGAGAUGGUGGCAUGUUUCCAGCGGUUCUUGCAAGCGGACUGCAAGAAAGGGAAACUGGACCAAGCAUACAUUUUCUACUGCACUUGA